AUGUCGGGGCGGACGUGCAUCCAGCAAGUGUGCUCGGCGGCGUGCAAGCGCGCGGGCCACGUGGCGGCGCGGUGCCGCGGAGGCUGCCAGUGUCGCGACCGCCGGGCCGGCAAGGCGCGCCACCACAACCGCCACUCGCGAACCGACGGCGACGAGGAGGGCGGCAACAACAACAACAACUACAACGUCAACUACAACGUGAACGCCGUCAUGCCCAUCCCCAUCGCGUGGGGCGGUGGUGGCGGCGGCAUACCGCCCUACGUGAUGCCCCCGUACGGCGGCACGGCGCCGCAGCAGCCCAUGUACCCCAUGUACCCGCAGCAGGGCCCUCCGGGAAUGUUCCCACCGGGCCCCUACCCGCCGGGGAUGCCCCCGGGCCAGCCUCAGGGCCCGCCCAACUUCAUGCCCCCAAUGGGCCCGGCGCCGACAGCACCGCCCUCGGUGUCCGCCGCGGCCGCCGCCUACGCCGCGCACGCCGCCACCCCGGUGUCGUCGUAUACCUCCACUGCGCUGCCGUGGUUCAUGCACGCAGGGGAAUUGUCCAAGGGGCACGCAGUGUCGAGCAAGAUGCCGCCCGCCAUGCAGCCCCUGGUGGCGCUACCGGGCCUGAUGGCGCCAACCCCCUCGCCUCCUCAGGCCGGCUUGCAACCGCUGGCCCCCGCCGAGCCGCCGCCGCCGCUGCAGCCUCUGGGCUCGGGGCCCGCGCCGUUCGAGGGGGAGCGCGAGCGGCCGUCGUACGCGCUGCCGGCGCCGGGCAACGUCCAGCCGCCCUCCAUGCUCGGCGCCGCGGCCCCCGGCCUCGGCAAGCCGCAGCCCUACUUCGGCGGCGGAGACCUGCGGGACGCCUGGACCUGGAGUGAAGGCAAUGUGCCCAUGGUGUAG
Molecule: messenger RNA, 882 nt
Organism: Thrips palmi
Lineage: Eukaryota; Metazoa; Arthropoda; Insecta; Thysanoptera; Thripidae
Product: basic proline-rich protein-like
Exons: 3
Coding region: 1-882 (293 amino acids)
Source: RefSeq, a predicted model, not a curated record